Molecule: messenger RNA, 1418 nt
Organism: Thecamonas trahens ATCC 50062
Lineage: Eukaryota; Apusomonadida; Apusomonadidae
Exons: 1
Coding region: 69-1382 (437 amino acids)
Source: RefSeq, a predicted model, not a curated record
AGGGGAGGGUGGGGAGAAGCGAGUGUAGGAGCUGAGCCAGAGACCCGGCUGUGUAGAGUGUGCAGACCAUGGGCAUGGAUAUGGACAUGGAGACGGGGUCGGGUAUGGGUGUCGCUGGGGUGGCCACGGGAGCGGAAGCUCGGCCUGGUGCGGGCGGGGAGGCCAGCGGGGCCAACACGCCGCCGCGCAGCAGCCGGGCAGGACGGACCAUUGCCACGCAGACGCCGGUGCAGGGGGGCAGGAGCGGGCGCAGGAACAGCAGUAGCAGCGCAGAGGCCGGAGAAGGAAGAGAAAGCAAUGUGUAUGCAGAGGUUGCGGCGGCCGAGCAGACGUUGGACGGGUCACUGCUGAUGGGGAGCAUGCGGCGCGGCGAGGACAACGGUGCAGCUGGUGGCGGUGGCGGAGGUGGAGAUGUAGGCGGAGUUGGAGGCAGCAGGGCUGUUCGUAGCGACGGCAAGGUCGGUGCGACGGAGAUGGCACGUCGGUGGGCGAGCUGGGUGUGGGUGUGCUGUCUCGGUCCGCGGCCGUCGUCGGCAGCGUCCGGACGUCCGCCGCUGACGAGUGACGAGGAGGCGGAGCUGGGCAACCGGCGUGCGGCAGCGGUGAUGUGCGGGAUCGCGUUUGUGCUCGCGUUUCCGGCAGUGUUUGUUGGAGUGAGCACGUGGAGCGCGGCCGAGUGCACCGAGCCGCUCGGCGAGCACCUUGUGGUCAACGGGGUGGUCGGCGCGUGCUCUGCACUUGCGUACGCUGUGGCCUAUCUCAACCGCGACAAGGUGUAUGUCAACCUUGUGCAGUAUACGGUUGUGGGCCUUCUUGUCCUCUUUGGCGUGGUGUGGAACGUUCUUGGGGUCAUGUGGUAUUCGUGGUCGGCGCAGUGCGUCCGCGACACGCCGUCGCAAGCCCUCGACACGCUUCGUGGCUUUGUCUUUGGCUACAUCGUGCUGAAUACCUUCCUUGAGCUUUUCUCAUGCUCGUUCCUCUACUGCUUUGGCUACUGGGCCGCGCUGGGGAGUGGCGACAGCGACGACGAGUGGGAGGUUGUGGCCGUCGCCCCGGUCGGCGACAAGGUGGUCAACGAGCCGCACAUCUCGCCGCUCCGCGGCGUCGAAGUGGGAGGAGCCGGUGAGACGUCUGUCCUCGAUGCUACCCUCUCGGGCUCGGACGAAGAGUGCAGACGUGAGUCGGCGUCGCGCUCGGUUGAGAGCGACGAGAGCUCGUUCGAGGAGAGUGAUCGCGGGAGCGGGUGGGGCGGCGGCAAGGUGCUCCCCCCCAUCGGAGCGCCCAACUCGGGCGUCGUUCACAACAACUGGCUCGGAGCGUCUGGCGGGCUCGGACGCGGCGGCGGUGCUGGAUGGGGUUCAGUCGAAGGUGAAGAAGUGUAGUGUGUGUGGUUGUUGGUUGCAUGAAUUGCGGUGUGG